GAGUAAUUUUACGGCAGUGUUACGUCAGCGGCGUCCUUUCACUUUACGGCAAGGCAGCAUGUGGAGGUCAGAAAUACGGAAUCGCUCGGUCAGAGUCUGAAAACCGUGUAAUUAUCAAACAUCAGCACUUGACAACUCAGCGCAGUAACAUCUGUGUAGGAUUUUCAACAGACGGUAUACAACACAACACAACACUGUCGAUAAAGCAAAUCGUUUGGUGUCGUUAACGUCCAUCAUUUUGACGCGGGUCGGUAAAGAAGUCUGAUCAUCGAGUCUGUUUUCUCUGUAUCAUCUCUGAAGACAUGGAUAAUAACACACCGGCAUCAGGAGGAUUUAAAGGGGGACUCGGGAGCCUUUUCGGUGGAGGAACCCCUGAGUAUUCAAAUACUGAGCUCGCAGGUGUACCAUUGACUGGUAUGAGCCCUCUCUCACCCUACCUCAAUGUUGACCCUCGUUACCUUGUACAGGACACAGAGGAGUUUAUCUUGCCAACCGGGGCAAAUAAAACCCGUGGUCGCUUUGAGCUGGCCUUCUUCACCAUCGGGGGAUGCUGUAUAACAGGCACUGCUUUUGGGACACUUAAUGGUCUCCGUAUGGGCCUGACAGAAACUAGAGGCAUGCCGUGGUCAAAACCCAGAAACGUACAAAUUUUGAACAUGGUCACAAGACAUGGCGCGUCAUGGGCGAACACACUAGGAUCUGUGGCUCUUUUGUAUAGUGUGUUUGGUGUGGCUAUUGAGAAGGCCAGGGGCGCAGAGGAUGAUCUCAACACAGUGGCAGCUGGAACAUUAACAGGGAUGCUUUUUAAAUCCACAGCUGGACUCAAAGGAGCUGCCAGAGGAGGUCUCAUUGGUUUAGCCAUGUCAGGGCUGUAUGCUCUUUACAACAACUGGGAUCACCUGAAGGGGACAUCGCCUUCACAUUACUGAGGAUGACUUGAGAGCUCAAACCAUGGACUUAUUUUGAUUUUGAAUUGCACCCAUUUCUUCUUUAUGAAACCCAUGGACCAUCACACGUGUACAGACUUCUUAAGAGUUACAUUAAAUUUAAUAUUUAAAUGGAAGAGCCAGACUGCCUUCAGGUGUGGUCGCUGGUAACAUCUCAGUCAUUCAUGUACAUGUCUUUGUUGGUGUAAGUUACAGGAACUCUGUAUCCUUUAAUCAUGAGGUUUUUCCUGAUCUCGUUGUGGAUUGAUGCAUUUUGUCAGUGCUGACUAAACUGGCUACAUCCUCUCUGAAACCAUCGAUGAUAAAAUACAAGUUUCCACUG
Messenger RNA from Sinocyclocheilus anshuiensis, 1269 nucleotides. RefSeq names its product mitochondrial import inner membrane translocase subunit Tim23-like. Gene Ontology annotation, molecular function: transmembrane protein transporter activity. Bases 303 to 929 code for a protein of 208 amino acids. NCBI's taxonomy places the organism in Eukaryota, Metazoa, Chordata, Actinopteri, Cypriniformes, Cyprinidae. Gene Ontology annotation, biological process: protein import into mitochondrial matrix. The transcript has 7 exons. The record is from RefSeq and is a predicted model, not a curated record. Gene Ontology annotation, cellular component: TIM23 mitochondrial import inner membrane translocase complex.